Messenger RNA from Owenia fusiformis, 2314 nucleotides. The record is from the annotation of a GenBank genome assembly. Lineage: Eukaryota; Metazoa; Annelida; Polychaeta; Sabellida; Oweniidae.
AUUUGAUUAAUCAUUAGCAAGUCUUGCAGUGGAACAAGUGUUGCAAAUGGUUGACAAAUACUAUAUAAGUUGGAUUUAGAAAGUUAACAAGAACAUUACUGAAAAGCAAAGUUGACAAGAUCAAUAACAACAAUUAUGAAGACUCUGCUUCCAUUGGUGAUGCUGUUUGGCCUCAUGGCACUUUCAUACGCGCAGACUAUAGACUACAGUAGGUACCAGUUGGUGACUACUGCUAAAAAAGAUUCGUGUGAGUGUAUGGUGAAGUCCCCAGAAGUGUCACGACCAGCAGACAUGUGUACUCCUCAAGCAAAAUAUGACAAACUUGAGGAACUAAAGGCGACAGCUGCCAGCUUAAUAGAAUUUCUCAAGACAUUGAGCACAAAGGGGCUGAAAGACAAGGUAGUAGAACUCACUGCUAGAGUAGAUGCUGUUGAUUCUAAGAUGGAUGACCUAAAGGUGGCAGUCAGUGUUCAGAACCUUACAGUGCUUCGACUUGAGUUGGAUAUCAUGUCUGGAUUAAUUGACCAUAUCCCAGUAACAGCCCAGAACAAUGCAACAUUGAUACAGAUGAGGGAGGAGAUCGCAAACAUGUCAUCUAUUGUUGAACACUUCCUUAGGCAGGAUCCAGUUGAUAGUGACACCGACCUGUUGGCAGAGAUAACCCAGCUGAGAGCUCAAUUGGCCAAGCUAAAGGGAGACCUAGGGGACAACAUUGAAGAUGGCUAUAUCUUCCCUGGAGAUUUGACCUCAGUAAAGGAUGCCUUAGAUGAUGAAAUAUGUGAAACAAAGAGACCAAUUAAAAUCGGACAACCUGUGACUCACCAAUACUUUGGAGUAACUGGGACUUGGUUCAAAGAUGCACUUCCUUCAGAAGAAAACAAAACUCACAUAUUUGCACUGAAGGGUCAUGUUGGGAAUCCUUAUAUCCAUCAAUGGAAUAACCAUAAAGAACUUUUAAAAGAUUACGUUGGUAACCAAAUCAACAGGAUCCACCCCGAUUAUCUAUAUGGAGCUAAUAUUGCGAUGUACAAAAGCAACCUCUAUUACUUGGAUAAUUCGGGUGAAAUUGUGCGAAAGGAUAUUUGGAAUGACCAUGGAAGUUCAUACAAAGCAAGGGCAAAGAUUGCAGGUGGCCACACUAACUUGUACUACAACCGUGGAAACGACUACACCUACAUUGAUAUCAACGUGGACGAAAAGGGCUUAUGGGCUGCAUACACCAAUGGAUCAGAUGCUACCCACAGCAAUAUCAUGAUAGCCCGACUUGAUCCAACUGACCUACAUACGAUAGAAACAUGGGAUAGCACUAUCUCAAAGAAAUCUGUGAGCAAUGUGUACUUCAUCUGUGGUGUUAUGUACACCAUGAAUACCUAUACUGAUCCAAGCCCAGAUGAGACCCAGUGGGGCUUCGACACCAAGAGCAACCAAAGGAUUUUCACCCCGCUGACAGUUCCAGCAUUGUUCAGGAGCAUGUAUUCCAUGUCAUACAAUCCCAGGGAGCAAAUGCUGUUCGCCUAUGACAAUGGGCACAUUGUAUCAUACAAAGUGUUCUUUAAUUGAUACUAUUAUGGACAUGUCUGCUAUAUGAGAUAUCUAAGUGAAAUUAAAACAUUCAGACAUUCUUAUAAAUUAAAUAUAACACGAGAUAAAGUUUCAAAAUUUAUUGUUAUAUCAAAUAUAGUGAAAACAAAAAUAAAUUUCAAAUAAAAAUUAUUGCAAACAAAUAUUUAUGGCUUGGUUAUUAGUGGUCAGCUUUACAAACAUAGAAGGUUCAUUAAAAAUGAUACAUGUCAUUGCUUGAGGACCUUCAGUAAUUGCAAUCAGUUUCAUCGAUACCCAAAUGUACACACUAUCACGAAUGUAUUAUUUUACCAAAGCAACGGACUAAACAUCCGCAUUUAUCUGCAAUUGUAAACUUUUGAACAUGUAGGCAUGACAAACAAUGGUUUACCAAAGAUUGCACUUUCUGGAAACGUCACCCUCUAUUUACCCAUUUUGAAAUCAGCAGCCAUAAUUGACAUUCCUUAAAUUAUUAGAAAGGGGUUCUAUUCUUGUCAAAUAGGAGCAUAUACAAUUCGGACCAAAUCUAAUAACAGGUAUUUCAGUUUACAAAUAUCAUAGUUCUUCGAAAAAAUAUUUUUACAAAAAAGGCAUGCAAUUUAAUUGAGCAGUCAUAAUUGGUGUUCCUUUCUUCAGAAGAGGUCAUAUUCCGUGAGAUAUUAGCUAUAAAACGUGGACCAAAUCUACUAACUGAUAUUUCAGUUAGCCUAUCAGCAAUUAUAUUUCUAUAAAAGGAGCACGUAGGUUAUCGCAA